AUUCUCUUGUGUCAGAAACGAGUGUGCUAUCACCGGAAUAAAAGGCGUUAUAAUUUUUGCGGUUUGCGGCUAAUACUCCUCGUUUUUUAGAUACGAUACUGUUCUCGAAAUUCAAUUAAACUCAGAAAUUCUUUGAUUGAGGGAUUGAAAGUUUUAUAUUUCUAGAACCAGUACUAAUCCAGUGGAAGGAUGGCCUUUAUUGAUCUAUCCGGGGAUGGCGGAGUACAAAAGAAAAUCCUCAAGGAGGGAACCGGUGAGGACACCCCGUCGAAUGGCUGCAGUGUUGUGUUGCACUACACCGGGACGUUAGACGCGGACGGAAAACAGUUUGACUCAAGUCGCGACCGCAAUGAGCCUUUCGAAUUCAAACUGGGACAGGGAUCGGUAAUUAAAGCCUUCGACAUGGGUGUUCUUACGAUGAAGUUGGGUGAGAAAAGUAUACUCAAAUGUGCUCCCGAGUAUGCUUAUGGUGCUUCGGGUAGCCCACCCAAUAUUCCACCGAAUGCGACACUUAAUUUUGAGCUUGAGAUGCUUGGCUGGAAGGGAGAAGAUUUGAGUCCUAAGUCCGAUCGGAGCAUCGAGCGUUUUAUUCUCAAGACCGGGGAGGGAAAGAAAACUCCAAACGAUGGAGCAUUGGUUAAGGUUGAUUUAGUUGGUCGCCACGAAGGACGUAUCUUCGAAGAACGGAAUGUAGAAUUUAACAUAGGAGAGGGAGAAAUAGCAGGCGUUGUGUCUGGCGUUGAGUUAGCAUUAGAGAAGUUCAAGAAAGUGGAAACUUCUAAGCUGAUUAUUAAGCCACAGUUUGCCUUCGGGGAGAAAGGUAAUCCGGAGCUUGGAGUUCCACCGAAUGCUACAGUUGAGUACACGGUUACUUUGAAUGAGUUCGAACGGGAGAUCGACAGUUGGAAGCUGGAUGACGAGGAACGAUUGGCACAAGGCAAACUUUUCAAGGAAAGGGGCACCAACUAUUUCAAAGAGAACAAAUUCAGCAUUGCGCUGAAAAUGUACGAGAAGUCUUUGGGCUUCCUGUCAAGUAGCGGUAAAUAUUCCGAAGAAUCCAAACAGUUGAAACUUGCAAUUUAUUUGAACAUAGCGCUCUGUCAGCAGAAGAUGAGUAACUUCGACGAUGCAAAGGACGCCUGCAACGAGGCUUUAAACAUCGAUAACAAAAACGUUAAGGCCCUUUACCGACGGGGUCAGGCAUUGUUAUCAUUGGGAGACUUUGAAAGGGCACUGGAAGACUUCAGUGCCGUACAAGAGAUUGAACCGGAAAAUAAGGCUGCCUUAAAUCAGAUUACAAUCUGCAAACAGAAAGUAAAGCUAUAUAAUGACCAACAGAAGAAAGUGUUUGCAAACAUGUUCACCAAAUUUGCCAAAAGUGACAAGCAGCGUGAGGAGGAAGAGCAAAGCAGACAGCCAGAUGUGAUGAAGCAGAACUUUGGCGAAUGGCGGGAUGAUGAACGUGAACACGAACCGACUCGCUUCGAACAGGAGAAUCCGGAUGUCAUCAUGCUUAGUGAAUCGUUGAAAGAGUUUAGAAACAUGUGAAGAGAUAGUGGGCACUCAUUCCUUCUACUGAAUCAUUUGGUUGCAUUGUGCUUAGAAGUGUGCUGAGUAGUGGAAUAACACUCGAAAUUAAAAUUCCUUGGAAAUCCUUAUAACGUACAAUGGUUCUACUCAUUGUAUUGACAUAUUGUGAAACUAUGGUAAUAUAAAAUAAUAGACAUAAAAAUAC
This is a messenger RNA of Toxorhynchites rutilus septentrionalis, 1735 nucleotides long. It is a transcript of the gene Fkbp59, whose product is annotated as FK506-binding protein 59. The transcript has 5 exons. The record is from RefSeq and is a predicted model, not a curated record. NCBI's taxonomy places the organism in Eukaryota, Metazoa, Arthropoda, Insecta, Diptera, Culicidae. Bases 190 to 1548 code for a protein of 452 amino acids. Gene Ontology annotation, molecular function: peptidyl-prolyl cis-trans isomerase activity; protein binding.